Molecule: messenger RNA, 1392 nt
Organism: Desarmillaria tabescens
Lineage: Eukaryota; Fungi; Basidiomycota; Agaricomycetes; Agaricales; Physalacriaceae
Exons: 2
Coding region: 221-1264 (347 amino acids)
Source: RefSeq, a predicted model, not a curated record
CCCUCAAGCUCAAGGCCUCAACUGUGUCCGCUCUUUAUUUCAGUAACUUCAAUAUAACUUGAACUGCUUAACGAUUCGCUAACGUUUGUAUUACACCGCAACAUCCGUUAUCCUUCGGUAUGUACUUGAUCGUUGAAUAGGACACACGCGUGACGCGCACUCUUGACUCGGUUCUCAUUGUGCCAAAAGCAGUACUGAAUUGAAAAGCACCAAUUUCAUCAUGGCGCUUUCUCUUUCACUCGCCGACGCCCAAAGACUCAUUUCCGCUCAUGGACUUGACGCCGCCCAUUCUACUGUAAUAAAUGUUUCAGAGGUCGACAAUGAUGCAUUUAGUUAUACCAGGGAUAGAAGGGCGUACGUCGUAGAUCUUUCCAGCUCCAAGGAUGCGGCGCCAACGCAUUCGUGCUUUAUCUCCGUCUCUCUACCUUCGAGCUUGCCACUUUCACCAGAUUCAUAUCACCCGAAUUCCAUUCAGGUUAUCAGCAAGCUUAUCUCCCUGAUUCACAAACACACAUCUAUCCCCAUUGCAGAUCCGUCGCUGGAUACUUCCGAAGGAGGGCUCUGGUACCUUAUCACCCCAAUCCAUCCCUUCCCGUCGUCCGCGAUUAUCCCCUUAUCUCAUGCUCGAAACAAUGGUCUACUCACUGCUCAACAAUCUGUACUGAUUGACCUGACACUCGGAAAAUUCCUGGGUCAACUGCAUAGUGGUGUUAUGAAUGAGUGGUACGGGCCGCCCCUCCUGGGAGAACCACCAGACCCGUCAUACAGCUGGCAAGAGACGUUCACCUCGACUCUUGAGGCUCUCCUCGUCGAGAUGGAAUCCAAGUCGUACGAACUUCCUUUCGAAGACAUCCGGCGUUAUCUAUCUCGCGCCAUUGCCUUCUUCCUGUUUGAUGAUGUAGAAGUACCAUCGCUAGUGUGGUUUACAGGCUCGGAUGAUGAUAUCUACAUUAGUUUGAAUGGGGCAGAUGUUAGCAUCGCUGCAAUUCUUCCCAAUGUUGCGCACGCAAUCUGGGGCGAUCCGCUCUUGGAGUCAUUGUUCAUGUCCGGGAUGAACGAAGCGCUCUUGGAGGGUUACAAAGAUGGGGGUGGAGAGACCCUGGUCAUUUUUCGGCGGCAAAAGACGAAGCGGCUAUGGUAUACGUUAUUUUUGGCUUUGGUGGUGCUGACGGAGCGAAAUGGCACUGCGGGUCCAAGGGAACAAUGGGCUAAGGAAACCAUCAUGCAGUGCACGGAUAGUCUCAAGGAUGCUCCUUGUCAUUGAACAUACGUACCAGUGCAUUCAGUAUGCAUAUGUACAUAGCCUGCGGUAUCACCUCGAGUCAUGUCAAUUAUCGAUCGUCCCUGAUCAUCGCUGCCGCGUUGUCAGAAUUUCACGGUCGGAGUCAAGAU